This is a messenger RNA of Oryzias melastigma (Indian medaka), 1929 nucleotides long. RefSeq names its product e2f-associated phosphoprotein (gene eapp). Gene Ontology annotation, cellular component: nucleus. NCBI's taxonomy places the organism in Eukaryota, Metazoa, Chordata, Actinopteri, Beloniformes, Adrianichthyidae. The record is from RefSeq and is a predicted model, not a curated record. Gene Ontology annotation, biological process: positive regulation of cell population proliferation. The transcript is spliced from 6 exons. Bases 145 to 984 code for a protein of 279 amino acids.
GUUCCUCCACAAGGGGGCAGUAACGAAACCCAUAGGAGAAGAACCGGUUUCGAAGAAGAAAGCAGACACAAGCCUGUUAACUUUCCAGAUACAUAAUUUUGUCGUUUUUAUUAUUAUUAUUUGCGAACGUUUUACAUUGUUAAAAUGAGUCGCUUUAACGGACCGGGGGGAUGUGAGGCUUAUGAAGUCGAUGAGCCAAGUGACGAAGAACGCGCCGCGAGCAGCUCAGAGGACGAGCUGGACGUGCUCCUGAACGGGACUCCAGACCAGAAGAAGAAGCUGAUCCGGGAGUAUCUGACCGGGGAGAGCGAGUCCUCCAGCGGGGAUGAGUUUGAGAAGGAGAUGGAGGCAGAGCUCAGCUCCACCCUCAGGACCAUGGAGGGAAGCUGGGCCCCAGCAGACGCAGCAACAGGAGGAGGCAGCGAGGCCGUCGGGUCUGCCAACCCUCAGAUGUAUGACAGCAUUUACUUCGACUCCGAUUCAGAGGAGGAGGACAACGCUGGCAGCUCCUCGGCUCAGAGGCGGAAGCGGCGCCUCAUUCCCAGCAACGACGAGCUGCUGUACGACCCGGAGGAGGACGAGCGGGACCAGGCCUGGGUGGACGCCAGGAGGCGCGGCAGCAGGAACGCGGCGGCGCGGCGCUCCGGGUCGCAGCGCCCUCAGGCCUUGCCGAGCAGUGACGCCGUCCUCAACUGUCCCGCCUGCAUGACCACGCUGUGCCUGGACUGUCAGCGACACGAGACGUACCGCACGCAGUACCGAGCCAUGUUCGUGAUGAACUGUGUGGUGAAGACGGACGAGGUGCUGCACUACAAACACCCUCCAGAGAAGAGGAAGAGGAGGAGAGGACGGAGAGCGGAGGACGGCCAGGCCGCCGCCGAGACGUACCGGCCGGUGCAGUGCUCCCAGUGCUCCACAGAGGUCGCCGUCUUCGACAAGGACGAGGUCUACCACUUCUUUAACAUCCUGGCCAGCCACUGCUGAGCUGCCCGCUGGCUCCGCCCACCGCAUCUGGCUGAGACUCUACAGCUGGUGUAGUUUUCCUUUUUUGAGGAAUAUCUAUCGUUUUCCUGAUCUGCUAUCAUCCCCAAAUGCUGCCAUCAGACGUCUUUGUGUCAGCUGACAGUAGGAAGCCGCAGGGGGUUAACUUCCUGUCUAUCCUUCUUUGGAGCAGAUUGGGUUUGGGGAAAUCCAACCGCUGUUAUCAUCAAAAAAUGUUUUUCUGAUUGACAGACGGAAACAGCAGAUGAUUUUGUUGUUCUUCCAAAAAGAAAAAGCUGUAAUUCUGCCUCAUCUGUGGACUGGAACUCUGUCAUUCUGAUGGUUGAUGUUGAGGACACAGUUGAACGCUCAGAGAUUCAGAUCUCCGUCCUCUUGGAUGUGUUUGGCUCCACAGCUGCAGGUUCAGCUCCUGUCGUCCAAUGAUCGAGUUCUGCUCACAGAGAUCUGAGAAUGAGAGGAAGAGGAGCGCUGCUGUUCUCUGUCUGGGUCUUCAUGCUGAUGAAGCUCCUGGUUUAUUUUAAUUCUCUCAAACUUAAGCUCUACAUCCACCAAAAAGAUGGUCGACUACAAAAAACACUGAACAUGAAAGAAAGAGGAAAGUUUUUCAGUUUGCAGAAGUAACAGAUGUGAGAUGUUUAGCUGCUGCUGUGAAGAGGAUCAGAAAUUUAAACUUUUAUUAUAAAGAAUCCUUUUCUAUAUCUUGAAAUGUUCUAGAUUCAGAAAAGUUCAUCACAAAAAACUCAGAAAUUCCAAGCAAACCUGAAAACAUGUUCACUGUUCAGGUGUUUUUUCCCUUUAAGGUUUUAGUUGUUGGUUUUAUUUUGAAAUCCACUUCCUUCAACUUUGUUUCUGAGCAUUAUUUUUUUAAUGGAUUCAUUAUCAUGAAACUCUUCCUAACAAAAUAAAAACAUGAAUGUGUUUCCAUCA